AUGAAUUAUUCAUGUUUUUUAUGCGGUUCUGAACUGAUUGACUCUAAAGAUCGUUACUUGGUAACUGGGAGAAGUUCAUUUGAUAUUGUCGAAGCCAUUCAAAACUUACCAUUUGAUAUAAGAUAUAAUAGCGAAUCAUACGUGUGUAGGAAGUGUUUAUCACUGUUGAAGAAGAAAAGAAAUUUGGAACACUCGUACGAUAAGUGUUUGAAAGAACUCCAACAUCUGGUUAAUAAACCGUCCGGCAAUCCAGAACCGUUGUAUACGAGUACGCCUGUUAAAAAGGCACCUACAACACAACAGCUACCAGUUGAAACAAAUACAUCGGAUCCGCCGACGAGUCAGACGACUGCUACGGUAUGUUUGUCAGUUUGUAAUUAAUAUAAGUUGCUUUUACGAUAACAGUUUGCUGAUUGAAAGAACUUUGAAAACCUACCAUAAUAUUUGUCCGUAUUUGUUGUUAGAUUUGUGUUUCUUGGCCGUCUCAAACUCGCCGUCAUAACCUAGUGAAAGAGCUUGAACCUCUAGGCAAAGCUCUAGUUCGUGGAACAUUUACCCAAAUUGCAAACACUGCCUACAAAUGCAAGCAUCUUAGAAAGGAACUGGUAAAUUGUGUGCUGCAGGACGUGAGGAAAUAAUUAAUUGGCCUUUGUGGAAGAAAAAACCCAUCCAAAUGUCGACCAUCUUCUGAAAAUCCUGUGUGUAAUAUAACAAUAGAAGACAUAUGCUUUGAGUGGUCAACUAGGGCUCCCAUUUUUUAUUCGUUUUUGAUCACUGCCAGUGUGCCCUCUAGACGUGAGGAUGUCAAGUCGGUCAAAACCCUGCCUAGUGUCGCAGUGGCUGGUUCUGUGUUGCUACGAGAGCGUUGCAAGGAAAUGAAUGCAUUACAACACCUCAUUAGUAUGAUUAUCAUGUUCAGCCCAUACCAGGUAUAUACAUCUUGUUUCUUGUUUCUUAAUGUUUUGAUAAAUGUUUUCCAAGUUGUGACACUCAUUUGAUAAAUUAGCCUAAAAAUUAGGUUUCGUUGUUUACAAAAACAUUUGGCAGAGUGCUCAAUGGAUAUCCAGAGCAUAAUUAAAUAAGUGCAACAACUCAACUAGGCAUCUUUAUUACUAUUAGUUUCGUACCACAAGAUGUAGCACUCAUCAUGAUUUAUUAUAUAUAUAUAUUUAUAUUAAGAUGAAAAUGUUCUAGAGUGUAUAUUAUAUAAUUUUCAUACCCAGCGCAAGCGGAAAGAUGUUGUCUGCCGCGGCUGGGUCUUGAACCCACGACCUUCGAAUUACUAGAUCGACGCUCUACCUACUGAGCUACACGGUCAGACGGAUUUAAGACUGGAAAUUAUGAAAUAUAAAACAUAUUACGGAUUGUACAAUAACACAACUUCCAGAAAUCAUUUUCAUUUCUUCAGUUAUAAUUAUAAUUGUUAACAUUAUUAAAUUUAUAUAGACCAUGUUUAACCGCCUUAAUUGUAUGAGGCUUGUAUUGUCUAAUUCGACUAUGCUGCGACGUAUGAACGACUUUGCAAAACUACAUGAUAACAAAUUGUUACUGUACAAAGGAAAAUUUGUGGUUCAGGCAAACCAAUCAACACCAAAUCCUGGCAAAACUUUUGUAAUUGAUAAUUUGGACUUACGCCAGAAAGUAAGCAACAUGACGGAAGAAAACCAGAAUGUGGACUACCACUGGGUUAAUGCUAAUCUAAUUAACAACAGAGUUUCUGCCAAUCACCUUGAUGACAAUGGACCCAUUAAAGAUGUUAUGGAAGUACAAGUGAGUGAUAUUUUGCCAAGCCCAGAAGAUCAUUUGGCUUAUGCUAAGAAUAUCAAAACCCAUAUUCAAAGAAUUCUUGUUAAAAGGGUUCCUUGUCUACAAUUUAUGCAAGAAUGUGUUGUUCAUCACAUACCACAUCCACAUCAGAAGGAGAUGAGUAAGAAAGCAAACAAGGUUGGUUUUUUGCAAUGCACCAUAUAUUUAUUUUACCAACUUUCAGUAACUUAUGUUUUACAUGUAUUUGAUGCCAGACAAAUUUUCUCAUCAACGGACAACCAUUGA
Paramuricea clavata is the source of this 2052-nucleotide messenger RNA. Lineage: Eukaryota; Metazoa; Cnidaria; Anthozoa; Malacalcyonacea; Plexauridae. The record is from the annotation of a GenBank genome assembly.